Messenger RNA from Stegastes partitus (bicolor damselfish), 2382 nucleotides. RefSeq names its product zinc finger protein 79-like. Gene Ontology annotation, molecular function: DNA-binding transcription factor activity, RNA polymerase II-specific; RNA polymerase II cis-regulatory region sequence-specific DNA binding. Bases 67 to 1890 code for a protein of 607 amino acids. Gene Ontology annotation, biological process: regulation of transcription by RNA polymerase II. Lineage: Eukaryota; Metazoa; Chordata; Actinopteri; Pomacentridae. The transcript is spliced from 3 exons. The record is from RefSeq and is a predicted model, not a curated record.
CUUUACCGAUGUGUACACGGUUGUGUUGUCGUGUCUCAGGAGAACAUUUCAUCAGAUGAAGUAACGAUGAGUUCACUUCAGAAUCUGAGAGAGUUGAUCAACGAGCGACUAACUGCUGCUGCUGAAGAAAUAUUCACAGAGUUUGAGAAAACCAUCGUCCAGUACGAGGAAGAGAUCGAUCGUCAGCGCAGACUGCUGGAUAACAUCUGGAAACCACGGACCGAGUUACACACGACAGACCUCCCACAGCAACAUGUGUCUGCAGAGGAGGUUCUGCCUGAGCACCACUGGGGUACCCAGGAGAGGAACUCCAGACUGGACCAGGAGGACCCAGAUUCUCUAGAAAUUAAAGAGGAACCAGAGGACCUCUGCACCAAUCGAGAUCAAGAAAACCAAGAACAUCCUCAUAUUAAAGAGGAGCAAGAGGAACUCUGCACCAGUCUGGACAGACAUCAGGAUGUACCAAAUCAGGAAACACAUAUCUUAAUGCUGGUUCAGUGCAAGUCCAAAUGUGAAGAAUUCUCUGAAGAAAUAUUCAGAGUCUUUGAAAAAACACUCAACCAGUACGAGGAAGAGAUUUGUCAUCAACGCACACUGCUGGAUAACAUCUGGAAACCCAGAAGAACGUUAGACACAACAGACCUCUUACAGCAACAUGUCUGUCAGAAAGAGGGGCAGCUUGAUAACCAGGAGAGAAACUCCAGUCUGGACCAGGGGAACCCAGAGCCUCCACAGAUUAAAGAUGAACAGGAAGAACUCUGCACCAGUCUGGAUGAAGAGCUACUUGUAGUGAAGCUGGAGAAUGACACCUAUACGGUGACUUCUACUUAUGAAGACAGUCAUCACAGUGAACCAGAACCAAACAGUGACCAGCUUCACUUUCACAAUUCACCUGUUGCUGAGAGCAGUGAUCAGGAAGGGAACAAGCAUGUAGACUCAGGAUCAAGUAAAAAUACAAAGCUGAAGCCAAACAGCAGUCACAGUAACAACCUGGACUAUUCUUCCAUGAUCGCGAAUCGAUGUGAUACUGAGGCAGAGAAAAAGUCUGUAAAAUGUGAAUUUUGUGAAAAAGCUUUUAAAGAUAAGUACCAACUGAAGAAACAUCACAGAAUCCACACAGGUGAGAAGCCGUAUGUCUGUCAAAUAUGUGGGGAAAGUUUUGGUUAUAGUAAAUCUCUGAAAGUCCACAUGACAAUUCACACAGGUGAGAAGCCAUAUUCUUGUGAAAUAUGUGGAAAACAUUUUAGUCUAAGUUGUAAUUUGUCACGCCAUAUGAGAACUCACACGGGUGAGAAACCAUAUUCUUGCAAAACUUGUGGUAAAAAUUUGAGUCAAAGUGGUAAUUUGUUGCACCACAUGAGAAUUCAUACGGGUGAGAAGCCGUAUUCUUGUGAAAUAUGUGGGAAAAAUUUCAGUCAGCAUAGUCUUUUGUUGGUCCACAUGACAACUCACACAGGUGAGAAACCGUAUUCUUGUGAAACCUGUGGGAAAAGUUUCAGUCUAAGUUCUAAUUUGUCGCGCCACAUGAGAACUCACACAGGUGAGAAGCCGUAUUCUUGUAAAACUUGUGGGAAAAGUUUCAGUCAAAGUGGUAAUUUGUUUCACCACAUGAGAAUUCACACAGGUGAGAAACCAUAUUCUUGUGAAAUAUGUGAGAAAAGUUUUAGUGAAAGUGGUAAUUUGACUGCCCACAUGAGAACUCACACAGGUGAGAAGCCUUAUUCUUGUGAAACAUGUGGCAAAACUUUCAUUAAACAUGGCCAUUUGUUGCGCCAUAUGAGAACUCACACAGGAGAGACACCAUUCCACUGCCUCACCUGUGGGCAAAAAUUUAAAUAUGGGUCAACACUGAAAAGUCACAUGAGAUCUCACACAGGUGAGACACUGUAGUCCUGAAAUGUUUGUCAAAACAAAGCUUGAUUAAACGCAAAAUUAGAUCUUUAAGAUUUCAGCCUGUGCUGAAACAAUGAUGCUGGGAGUUUAUUGCAUGCCACACUGUGAGAGAUGGAUCUAUUAAAUUCUGGUUUCCAUUUGUGUCAGACUGCACAAUUUAAGGUUGUGAAAUGGAUAUGUGGUGACAGCAGCACAUUGUAUUUGCAAAAGAAAUGCAACUGAAAUUGUCGUACAUACAAGAGAAGACUAAAUACUUAAUUUGAUGUUUGUUAUCAAUCUCUGCUAUACUUGAGAGGAGGUGAUGUUGCUACCUUAUUUAUUGUAUUUAACGUGAGCUUAAACAUCCGUCUAUUUUUCUCUUACUGAAGUAUUUUGGAAAAUGUCCUAUUGGCAUUAGUGAAAAUUAGCUGCAGUCCUGUUCAUCAACUGUUUCAUUAAAAUCGUAUGUAUUUCUGUGGUGAUUAUUUGUAAAUAAAAGACAUAAAAUUA